Drosophila bipectinata is the source of this 537-nucleotide messenger RNA. The record is from RefSeq and is a predicted model, not a curated record. Lineage: Eukaryota; Metazoa; Arthropoda; Insecta; Diptera; Drosophilidae.
AUGAGCAACAUGUCAGAGCCAACGAUGAUCGUCUCGUCUGACGAGAGCGAUUUGGAGAUAGUCGGCGAUCCCACAUGGAGCGGAAAACGGAUCAGGACGGAGUGGGCGAUCCAACGGGCAGCAGGAGGAAGGAAACACAUUCCGGAGGAGAUCGGAGAGGUGCCGCCAGCGGAAGGAGGCGAUGGUCACCAUCACGGAGAUGGCGAGGAAGAGGGCCCAAAGGGCAGAGGAGAUCUGCGAGGAGAUCGAAAGGGAGUGGAGAGACGUGAGGAGAGAUGGACGGGAGAGAGCCAUGAGGAGGGCGAUGUCGAGGAGGAUGCGGCUGCGACGGGCAAGGCGGCUAGUGGAGGCUGCGAAGAGGAGGAAAGCCACGAGGAGGACCCGACCAGCGACGCGGUGGCCCGCGGUGCCACCAACACCACGCCCUCGGUCGGAACGACCGGAGGAAAGGGAGGUGGCAACGGCCGCCAGGAAGAGGCAGCAAGAAGCAACGUGGCCUGCGGCACCACCUACACCACGCCCAAGGAAGGAGGAUAA